AUGAUCCACGCCUACUGGCUAAAGAAGUUAACUGCACUCCAUGAGCGCCUGGCAGCACAGAUGAACCAGCUGCUAAUGGAUGGGACCCACCCGGAAUGGCUGACCAAAGGGCAUCUUCUGUCACAAUGUCAGCACAGAAUGAAACAUACCCUGAGGAAGAAAUGUCAGCCUGUAUUUGAAGGGAAAGCUAAGGAAGGACAGCCAACACUUCUCAGUGAGAUUUACACAGAACUCUACAUAACUGAAGGUGGGACUGGAGCAGUCAAUGAUGAACAUGAAGUGAGACAGAUUGAAACAGCAUCCAAGAAAAGGCGAACAGAAGAUACUACAGUCAAGUGCAAUGAUAUAUUUAAACUCUUAUGUGGGCAUGAGACACCUAUCAGAACUGUACUCACUAAAGGGGUGGCAGGUAUCGGGAAAACAGUCUCUGUGCAGAAAUUUAUUCUCGACUGGGCAGAAGGAAAAGCAAACCAGGAUGUUCACUUCAUAUUUGCUCUUCCUUUCCGGGACCUGAAUUUGAUUAAGGGUGAAUACAGUCUGAUUGAACUGCUUCACCACUUUAUCCCAGAACUGAAAUCAUUUCAAUCCACUGAGCUGUUUAGGUACAAAGUCUUGUUCAUCUUUGAUGGUCUCGAUGAGUGUCGCCUUCCUCUGGAUUUUCAGAACAAUGAGAGCUGGUUUGAUCUAACAAAGAAAACGUCACUGGAUGUGCUGUUGACUAACCUCAUUAAGGGGAAUCUGCUCCCAUCCGCUCUCCUCUGGAUAACCUCUCGGCUAGCAGCAGCCAAUCAGAUACCUGCUAAGUGUGUCCACCAGGUGACAGAGAUACGAGGGUUCAGUGAUGCCCAGAAGGAGAAAUAUUUCAAAAAGAGAUUUAAUGAUCAGACCUUGGCCAGCAGGAUUAUCACACAUGUGAAAUCAUCAAGGAGCCUCUUCAUCAUGUGCCACAUACCUGUUUUCUGCUGGGUUUCAGCCACUGUGCUUAAGAGGCUUUUUAGUGAGACUGACAGGGGAGAAAUUCCAAGGACUCUGACUGAAAUGUACACACACUUCCUGAUCUUUCAGACAAGUUUAAAAAAUGACAAGUAUAUGAAAAACCAUGAAACUAAACUUAAUGAAUGCAGCAAGGAAUUCCUUUUAAAACUUGGUAAACUGGCUUUUGACAACCUUGAGAAAGGCAAUCUCAUAUUUUAUGAACAAGAUCUGUCAGAGAAUGAUAUUGAUGUCACUGAAGCUUCAGUUUACUCUGGAGUGUGCACAGAAGUCUUUAAAGAGGAGUAUGGGUUGUACCAGGAGAAGGUGUACUGCUUUGUGCAUCUGAGCAUCCAGGAGUAUCUCGCUGCUUUAUAUGUGUUUCUGUCAAACUCAUCAACUGACCUGCUGAAGACUGCAGUGGAUCAGGCAUUAGAGAGCAAGAAUGGACACUUGGACCUCUACCUCCGCUUCCUCCUGGGCCUCUCAACAGACUCCAGUAAGUCCUUGUUAAAAAAGCUACUGAGACAGACAAGAACCAGCUCACAUAAAAUUGAGGAAACAGCCCAAUACAUCAAGGAGAAAAUACAGGAGAAUUUAUCUCCAGAAAGGACCAUCAACCUGUUCCACUGUCUGAAUGAACUGGGUGACAAUUCUCUAGUAGAGGAGGUACAAAGAUACCUGAAUUCAGGAAACAUUUCAGCAGAUGACCUCUCACCUGCACAGUACUCAGCUCUGGCCUUUGUGAUGCUGAUGUCAGAUGAGGAGCUGGAUGUGUUUGACCUGAAGAAAUACAUCAGAUCAGAUGAAGGUCUUCAGAGGCUUCUGCCUGUGGUCAAGAAAUCCAGGACAGCUCUGCUGGAAAGCUGUAAACUCACAGAGAAAUGCUGUGAGUCACUAUCUUCAGCUCUCAGAUCAAACUCUUCCCCCCUGAGAGAGCUGGACCUGAGUGACAAUGACCUGCAGGAUUCAGGAGUGCAGCUGCUUUCUGCUGGGCUGGGAGAUUCACACUUUAAACUGGAGAUACUGAGGCUGGACAGCUGUAAUCUCACAGAGAAAUGCUGUGAGGCUCUGACUUCAGCUCUCAGAUCAAUCACCUCACACCUGAUAGAGCUGGACCUGAGUAACAAUGACCUGCAGGACUCAGGAGUGACACUCCUGUCUGCUGAACUGGGGAAUUCCGACUGUAAAGUGCAAAUACUGAGGCUGUCCAGCUGUAGAGUCACAGAAGAAGGCUGUUCUUCCCUGGCUUCAGCUUUGAGGUCAAACCCCUCACACCUGAGAGAGCUGGACCUGAGCUACAAUCACCCAGGAGACUCAGGAGUGAACCUGCUCUCUGUUGUACUGAAGGAUCCCAGCUGUAAACUGGAGAAGCUUCAGCUGAACAGUUGUAAAUUGAGUUGGGAAUCCUGUAUAGUGCUGGCCUCUGCCCUCAGCUCAGAUUCACACCUCAGAGAGCUGGACCUGAGAGAAAAUGAGCUGCCAGAUUUAAUAGAGAAACAGCAUCCAGGGUUUAAACAGCAGAGGCUACAACCAGCAUUGCUGGGUUUUACACGCUGCAAACUGGACAUACUGAGGCUGAACAGCUGUAAUCUCACAGAGAAAUGCUAUGAGGCAUUGGGUUUAAUUCUGAGAUCAAACUCUUCACACCUGAGAGAGCUGGACCUGAGUUACAAUGACCUGCAGGAUUCAAGAGUGGAGCUGCUCUCUGCUGCACUGGGGGAUUCACACUGUAAACUGGAGAUACUGAGGCUGUCCAACUGUAAUAUCAGAGAAGAAAGCUGUUCUUCCCUGGCUUCAGCUUUGAGGUCAAACCCAUCACACCUGAGAGAGCUGGAUCUGAGCUACAAUCACCCAGGAGAGUCAGGAGUGCAGCUGCUCUCUGCUGUACUGGAGGAUCCCAGCUGUAAACUGGAGAAGCUGCAGCUGAACAGCUGUAAAUUGAGUUGGGAAUCCUGUAUAGUGCUGGCCUCUGCCCUCAGCUCAGAUUCACACCUCAGAGAGCUGGACCUGAGAGACAAUGAGCUGCCAGAUUUAAUAGAGAAACAGCAUCCAGGGUUUAAACAGCAGAGGCUACAACCAGCAUUGCUGGGUUUUACACGCUGCAAACUGGACAUACUGAGGCUGAUUAGCUGUAAUCUCACAGCUGAAUACUGUGAGGUGCUGGCUUUAAUUCUCAGGUCAAACCCCUCACCCCUGAGUGAGCUGGACCUGAGUGACAAUAACCUGCAGGAUUCAGGAGUGAUGCUGCUUUUUACUGGACUGGGGGAUUCACACUGUAAACUGGAGAUACUGAGGCUGUCCAGCUGUAGUAUCACAGAAGAAGGCUGUUCUUCCCUGGCUUUGGCUCUGAGGUCAAACCUCUCACACCUGAGAGAGCUGGAUCUGAGCUACAAUCACCCAGGAGACUCAGGAGUGAAGCUGCUCUCUGCUGUACUGGAGGAUCCCAGCUGUAAACUGGAGAAGCUGCAGCUGAACAGCUGUAAAUUGAGUUGGGAAUCCUGUAUGGUGCUGGCUUCUGCCCUCAGCUCAGAUUCACACCUCAGAGAGCUGGACCUGAGAGACAAUGAGCUGACAGAGAAACGGUGCCCAGGAUAUGAAAGGCAGAUGCCCCAGUCAACAUUGCUCAGUUUUACACGCUGCAAACUGGACAUACUGAGGCUGAACAGCUGUAAUCUCACAGAGAAAUGCUAUGAGGCAUUGGGUUUAAUUCUGAGAUCAAACUCUUCACACCUGAGAGAGCUGGACCUGAGUUACAAUGACCUGCAGGAUUCAAGAGUGGAGCUGCUCUCUGCUGCACUGGGGGAUUCACACUGUAAACUGGAGAUACUGAGGCUGUCCAACUGUAAUAUCAGAGAAGAAAGCUGUUCUUCCCUGGCUUCAGCUUUGAGGUCAAACCCAUCACACCUGAGAGAGCUGGAUCUGAGCUACAAUCACCCAGGAGAGUCAGGAGUGCAGCUGCUCUCUGCUGUACUGGAGGAUCCCAGCUGUAAACUGGAGAAGCUGCAGCUGAACAGCUGUAAAUUGAGUUGGGAAUCCUGUAUAGUGCUGGCCUCUGCCCUCAGCUCAGAUUCACACCUCAGAGAGCUGGACCUGAGAGACAAUGAGCUGCCAGAUUUAAUAGAGAAACAGCAUCCAGGGUUUAAACAGCAGAGGCUACAACCAGCAUUGCUGGGUUUUACACGCUGCAAACUGGACAUACUGAGGCUGAUUAGCUGUAAUCUCACAGCUGAAUACUGUGAGGUGCUGGCUUUAAUUCUCAGGUCAAACCCCUCACCCCUGAGUGAGCUGGACCUGAGUGACAAUAACCUGCAGGAUUCAGGAGUGAUGCUGCUUUUUACUGGACUGGGGGAUUCACACUGUAAACUGGAGAUACUGAGGCUGUCCAGCUGUAGUAUCACAGAAGAAGGCUGUUCUUCCCUGGCUUUGGCUCUGAGGUCAAACCUCUCACACCUGAGAGAGCUGGAUCUGAGCUACAAUCACCCAGGAGACUCAGGAGUGAAGCUGCUCUCUGCUGUACUGGAGGAUCCCAGCUGUAAACUGGAGAAGCUGCAGCUGAACAGCUGUAAAUUGAGUUGGGAAUCCUGUAUGGUGCUGGCUUCUGCCCUCAGCUCAGAUUCACACCUCAGAGAGCUGGACCUGAGAGACAAUGAGCUGACAGAGAAACGGUGCCCAGGAUAUGAAAGGCAGAUGCCCCAGUCAACAUUGCUCAGUUUUACACGCUGCAAACUGGACAUACUGAGGCUUAACAGUUGUAAUCUCACGGAGAAAUGCUGUGAGGCACUGGCUUCAGCUCUCAGAUCAAACUCCUCACACCUGAUAGAGCUGGACCUGAGUGACAAUUAUCUGCAGGAUUCAGGAGUGAAGCCACUCUUUGCUGAACUGAGGAAUACACACUGUAAGCUGGAGAUACUGCGCCUGAACAGCUGUAAACUAACAGAGAAAUGCUGUGGGACACUGGCUUCAGCUCUAAGGUCAAACUCCUCACACCUGAGAGAGCUGGACCUGAGUGACAAUGACCUGCAGGAUUCAGGAGUGAAGCUGCUCUCUGCUGGACUGGGGGAUUCACACUGUAAACUAGAGAUACUGAGGAUGGCAAGUUGCAGAGUCGAAGGAGAUGGGUGUUUCUCCCUGGCUUCAGCUCUGAGAUCAAACCCUUCACACCUGAGAGAGCUGGAUUUGAGCUGCAAUCACCCAAGAGUUUCUGAUGUGAAGCUGCUCUCUGAUGUACUGGAGGAUCCCAGCUGCAAACUGGAGAAGCUAAUGUGAGUACAGAAUGCUGUUA
This is a messenger RNA of Brienomyrus brachyistius, 5257 nucleotides long. RefSeq names its product NACHT, LRR and PYD domains-containing protein 12-like. NCBI's taxonomy places the organism in Eukaryota, Metazoa, Chordata, Actinopteri, Osteoglossiformes, Mormyridae. The transcript has 21 exons. The coding region runs from base 1 to 5241 and encodes 1746 amino acids. Gene Ontology annotation, molecular function: protein binding. The record is from RefSeq and is a predicted model, not a curated record.